CUAGAGUUAGCUAGAUAGCUGAAUGCGUAGUGUGUAUGUUAUGAAUGCGAUCGAGAAGACGCAGUCUGGGAAGUGUGUGGGUCAUGUCCAGUUUAUCAGGCAUAGCAAAACACUGAAUUUGCCGUAAGCGUGGCAACCACUGAGUGAAUCUAACUAUAAACUUCCUUUUUUCGUUGUGGAAACACUCUACAUUUUUGCGUGGUAAAUGGCAAAAAAAUGAUUGAGCCGGAGCCGUUUGUCCCACCACCGGAGGCUCCCGUCUUUGAGCCUACGGAGGAGGAAUUCGCCGAUCCACUAGGCUACAUCGCUAAGAUUCGCCCCAUUGCUGAGAAGAGUGGCAUUUGUAAAAUCAGGCCUCCUUCGGACUGGCAACCCCCAUUUGCUAUUGAUGUUGACACAUUCAAGUUCACCCCUAGAAUCCAGAGGUUGAAUGAACUUGAGGCCAAGACUCGUAUCAAGCUGAACUUCCUUGAUCAGAUUGCCAAGUAUUGGGAGCUUCAGGGUUGCCGUUUAAGAAUUCCCAACUGUUAUGGCAAAUCACUAGAUCUGUACAAUUUGUAUAAGGUUGUGCACGAUGAAGGUGGAUUUGAGACAUGCGUUCGAGAAAGGAAAUGGAGCAAAGUUGCUGUAAAGAUGGGUUAUGCUUCAAAGGCAGUUGGUUCACAGUUGAUGAAGCAUUAUGAGCGUAUUUUGUGGCCAUACGACAUCUUCCAAGCAGGAGCUACUCUGGAUGCCCCAUUGGUACUUCCUGAGGGGGAUUCUAAGGAUAAGGACUAUGUUCCCCAUGGUAUCGUUUCUCGUCAGGCAGUCAAACCUGCUUCUGGAGCUGGCUACAGUAGAAGAGUCAAACGCCAAGCACCAGAAGAUCCCUUGAAUGUGGACUUCAGCAACAAUCCAGAAUUGAAGAAGCUUCAGUUAUAUGGUCCUGGUCCCAAGUUCCAGGGGCUAGGUCUUGUGGCAGGCGGUGAAAAGAAAUCAGAAAUCUUGUUCAAAGAAGAGGAGAAGCCAGCAAAGUUGGAUAUGCCAAAGGAAACGGAUACUAAAAUGAGACGAUCUUCUCCCAGAAAACAUGAGGAUAAAUCGGCUGGAACAAGCAUGACUAUGAGAGAUCGCUCCAAUGUGCUCAGUGCAAGUUUCAUUGAGAACUAUGUUUGCCGGGGUUGUGGACGUGGUGAUGCUGAAGAAAGCCUUCUCCUGUGUGAUGGCUGUGAUGACAGCUUCCAUACUUUCUGUCUCAUCCCUCCUCUCUUUGAGGUGCCUAAAGGAGAUUGGCGAUGUCCAAAAUGUCUCGUCCAGGAAUGUAAAAAGCCAACUGAAUGCUUUGGCUUUGAGACUGCUCGCAAGCAGUACACCUUGCAGUCAUUUGGAGAGAUGGCUGACCAAUUUAAGAGAGAUUACUUCACCAUGCCAGUUCAUAUGGUGCCCCCAGAGACUGUUGAGAAGGAGUUUUGGAGACUAGUGACAGCCAUUGAUGAGGAUGUGACAGUGGCCUAUGGUGCUGACAUCCACUCUCUGGAACUUGGCAGUGCCUUCCCUAACAAAAAGAGCAAGUGCAUUGGGGAGGACGACAUGGAAUAUGUCAACUCUGGUUGGAACCUCAACAACCUGCCUGUCCUAGAUGGCUCUGUUCUAAGCCACAUAAAUGCUGACAUCUCUGGCAUGAAAGUACCCUGGAUGUAUGUUGGCAUGUGUUUUUCAUCUUUCUGCUGGCAUAACGAGGACCAUUGGAGCUAUUCCAUCAACUACCUGCACUGGGGUGAGCCGAAGACUUGGUAUGGUGUGCCAGGUGCAUCAGCAGAUCACUUUGAGCGUGUCAUGAAGGAACAAGCCCCUGAACUCUUUGAUGCCCAGCCUGAUCUCUUGCAACAACUUGUAACCAUCCUAUCCCCAACCAUCCUUAUGAAGAGCAAUGUACCCCUUGUCAGGACGAAUCAGUGUGCAGGGGAGUUUGUUGUAACUUUCCCACGAGCCUACCAUGCUGGUUUCAACCAGGGAUACAACUUUGCUGAAGCUGUCAACUUCUGCCCAACUGACUGGCUUCCCAAUGGUCGCGAUUGCAUCGAGCACUACCGCAGCCUCUGCCGCUUCUGUGUCUUUUCCCAUGAGGAGUUGGUCUGUAAGAUGGCUGCUGAUCCUGAUAGUCUAGACCUUAACUUGGCAGCUGCUGUUCACAAGGAAAUGCUGAUCAUGGUGGAACAGGAGAAGAGAUUACGCAAGAAGCUACUAGAAAGGGGUACAACUGAAGCAGAACGUGAAGCCUUUGAAUUGCUUCCAGACGAUGAGCGACAGUGUGACCACUGUAAGACCACAUGCUUCCUGUCAGCUAUUACCUGCCCCUGCACACCCAACAAGUUGGUGUGUAUCCAUCAUACUGACCGACUCUGCCAGUGUCAUCCCUCCAAACAUUGCCUCAGAUAUCGAUACACACUGGAUGAACUGCCGGCCAUGUUGCAUCGACUCAAGGUCCGAGCAGAAUCCUUUGACAACUGGGCCAACAAGGUGAAGAAUGCCCUGAAUGCGUCACAAGACAACAAAUUAGAUGUUAGUCAGCUCAAGCAGAUGAUCAUUGAGGCAGAUGAGAAGCGUUUCCCUGACAACGAGCUUCUUCAGCAGUUGGUGUCAGCUGUCACAGAAGCCGAACGUUGUGCUACCAUAGCCACACAGCUUGUCAGCAAAAAACACAGAACCAGACAAAGGCAGCAUGGUGAUUCGAAGUAUGUGACCCGUUUGACACUUGAGGAACUGAAGGACUUCAUGGUACAGGUCCAGGGGCUACCCUGUGAGAUACAAGAGGCUGAACUCGUACAGGACCUGCUUAGGAAAGUGGGAAGGUUCCAGGCAGAGGCCCAGGAUGCCCUGUGUGAUACAAUUCCAGACUCUGACAAGCUUAAACGGCUGAUUGAAGUGGGUAAAGGCAUCGACAUAGAACUCCCAGAAAUACCCAAGCUCAAACAGGAGCUAUCGCAGGCUCUCUGGCUGGAUGAGGUGCGUGCUACCCUCCAGAUCCCAAAUAGUGUGACCCUUGACACCCUACGGAAACUUAUCGACUCAGGUGUCAGUCUGGUACCACAUCCUGCUGUGGAGAAGGCCAUGGCAGAGUUACAGGAGUUGCUGACAGUCAGUGAGAGAUGGGAGGAAAAGGCUAAGAUUUGUCUGCAGGCAAAACCUCGUCAUGCUAUGGCCACUUUGGAAACUAUCAUCAAUGAAGCUAGGAAUAUACCAGUCUACUUGCCCAACACUGCUGCUCUCAGUGAAGCCCUGAAGAAGGCUAAAGAAUGGACCAGAAAGAUGGAAGAGAUACAGAAUGGAGAGCACUUUCCUUACCUGGACCUGCUGGAGAGCAUGGUGGUGAGUGGUCGUCCGAUACCCAUUCGUCUGGAGCAACUGCCCCAGGUUGAGUCACAGGUGUCAGCAGCCAGAGCAUGGAGGGAGAGAACAGCCAGGACAUUCCUCAAGAAGAACUCACCAUAUUCACUGGUUGAGGUACUCUCACCAAGACGGGAUAUUGGUAUCUACCAGUCAAGCAAGGCACGCAAAAAGAAACAAAAAGAUCUGGAAAGACAAAGAGAGAUGGAGAAAGAGUAUGCAGUAGAAGUCAACACAGAUGAGACUAGAGACCCUGCAGCAUUUGUGGCAGGGUACAAAGACAAUGAGGCCCGAGAGAUUGAAUUGAUGCGUUUACUGCGAGACAAGAACCGUCGCAAGCAACAAAUGGAGGAGGAAGGCAUGGAGCAGGGCAAGUACUGUAUUUGCCGCAAGGGAGUGGGUGGCUUCAUGCUGCAGUGUGAAUUAUGCAAGGAUUGGUUCCAUAAUACUUGUGUGCCCCUGCCCAAACCAAGUACCAGCAAGAGUAAGUUUCUGACUUCAGUUGGUGGUGGAGCUUCAACAGCUGUGCAGCAGCCCCAGGUACGUGACAUGAAGUUCUUGUGCCCUAUGUGUUUGCGGUCACGCCGACCUCGUCUGGAGACCAUACUGUCCUUGCUGGUGUCCCUCCAGAAACUACCAGUAAGGCUACCUGAAGGAGAGGCCCUGCAGUGUCUGACAGAGCGUGGUAUGAGCUGGCAGGACCGUGCCCGCCAGGCCCUUGCAACUGAGGAGUUAGCAUCAGCAUUAGCCAAACUCUCUGCAGUGAGUCAGCGCAUGGUUGAACAAGCUGCCAAGGAGAAGACUGAACAGAUCAUCUCAACAGAGCUCAAGAGGGCAGCUGGUAAUCUGGAGCUGCAGGAGCACAUGCAGGGUACCUCACAGAGUGCAUUGGACAGGGAGGCUCAGCUUUCCACUGAUGUUCAUGCCUCAUCCAUUCUCCAUGGUAUGCCACCUGUACCCACUCAACCUCAACCUAAUAGCCAUACCACAGCAAGUGAUGACCCACCUUGCCCUGAUGAAAACAACACCACACCAUUAGCUAUGGACACCGAAAUCCUUCAGCCACCUCACAUGGUUGGACUUGAAGAGACCAUUCGGGACACUACAGCUGAGCAAGAAGAUGCUUACCCUCCCCCCGAUAUCUCGGAUUCUGAUAUGCCUCCUUCAGAUCAGCUUCCUGACACUGAACAUACCUACAGUGCCAUUUCUAGCUCUGAGCAUGCAUACAGUGCUGCCCCCAAGCCAAGCCUGGAGCCAAUACAGCAGCGCAAGCACUCUCGGAAGUCUCCUAUAAUUCCAAGACCUGUGGAAUCGCCUGUGCUGGAGCUGUCACCAAUGGUUAAGGCACAGCUAGAGGAUCUGAUGAUGGAAGGAGACCUUCUGGAGGUAUCACUUGAUGAGACACAGCACAUCUGGCGCAUCUUACAAGCUUGCCAACCAAUAAGAGAGGAACGUUUCAUGGAACUCUUUGUGCAGCAACUAAAAGAAGAAACCAUUAGUGAGAAACUUCUGAUGCGACCCAAGGCAUUGGACAAGGAGAAGAAGAAGCUUAAGCGAAAACGAGAGAACGAUGGGACUGGCGAGGAUGCAGAUGCCUUCCGAGCGGCCAUGCUGGAGGAGGCUCACAAGCUGGAGAAGAAAAUCAAAAAGAGAAAGAACAAGGACAAGGAAGGGCGCAGCUUGAAGAAGGAACCGCUAGGCCUGGCUGACAAGAUCAAGAAGGAAGGCAAAGAGAACAAGAUGAAGGAGGAGCACAAGAAGGCUAAGAAGAAAAAAGUUAAGGAAGAGAAGGACAAGAAUAAGAAGCUAGAGACAGAGCUAUUUGUCAAUGUGGAUGGGGAUGAUGAUGAUGAACAGUGUUCAGCCAAACACUGUCUACAGCCCACUGGAGAUGACAUCAGUUGGGUACAGUGUGACAAGUGUGAAAAGUGGUAUCAUCUACUAUGCAUAGGUAUGACACAGGAGCCAGCAGAUGAUGAAGAGUUCAUCUGUCGUCCUUGCAUCAAGAGGCAGCGUCAAUCUGUGGCAGCCAAGGCACGCCAUGCAGCCCAAAGGGCCGCUGAAGCCAGGAGAAAUAGUGCAAACACUACACCUGCGCCUUCAUCCAAAACACCAGACAUUGAAAUCAAGACAGAACCAAAUAUCCUUCCAGGCUCUUCAGAGGCUUCAGUGAAAGAGAAAGUUCCCAGCACUCAGCUUAACAAUGGAGACAUUCAGGAUUCAUCUGCUGAGAAAACAGAGACACCAACACCCAAAGAUAUUUGUUCAUCAGAGACCACAGUGUCUGAUAAAAGAAAGCAAUCAGGAAGUGGAGAGAAAAGCACUGAUGAAGUUACGGAGCCACCUGAAGACACAAAGUCAACCAGGGCCAAUGUGGAUACUUCAAGUGACCAAGUGGCCCAGGAAGUCAUGGACAGUGAACACAGUGGAGAUGCUGUUGCUAUGGACACUACAGAGGAGAUAAUCUCCGUUGUAUCUACCCCUGUGGCAAACUCUCCUGUCCCUGAAGCUGCCAGCGAGGAACCCAUGGAAGUCCAAAUUCCAGACACCAAGAAAUCAGAUUCAGCUUCAAAUGGGGACAGAAUAUUGGACACACAGGUACCAGAUGUGGAACAAAGUCCAUUGGAAGUUGACAGUGCAGUUCCACCUGAAAAGCCAUUGACAACUGCACCGUCACAGGCAAGUUCAUCAGAGGAACCCACCAUUUCACUAAAGCAGUCAGCACCUUCACCGUCUCCAUCAGCAUCUGUGCAACCCAGUACAACCUUAGAUGAGUCCAAUGUCACCCAUCAAGAAGCUACUCCACAUCUGCCUUGUGAUAAAGUACCAGCUAGUGAUGCUCAACAGGAUCCAACUGCAAACCAGGCGCAGGCCGAGUCCUCUGUAUCUCAAGAUAACAAUUCUAAACCUGCUGUUGAAAGGAUCAUGGAUGGGUCGUCAUGAUUGGAAGCCAAGCAAACAUGGCUUGAGCUUCAGUAGGUAGGACAUAGACUGUGGACUCUGCUUAAGAAUGUCCCCAUUUGGUGACAGAGAGAUGGUGGCAGACACUUCAGUGCCGUUGAUGCUGUAUGGUCAUUGCCCAUUUAAGGACACUACAGCUUUGUGCAAGUUUAGAGGCAGAAUGGUUGUGUACUUUGUGCACUGUUUGUCUGUACUGUAGCUCUCAUGAGGAGGCCAGACAACACAUCCACAGUUUCUGUGUAGAGUCCAUAAAUGAACAUCAAAGUGGCAAGGCUCCCACAUUGUUUCAAACAGUAUGUGUCAUUUAUCAUUUUGCUAUUUGAACCUCAACACCAGACACUGUCAGGGUUGUCAACAUUGUUUUGGUAGUGUUCUAAAAUGUGCAGAGGUGUAAAUAAAACAUAAUAGCACACCAUAUUUCACCAUGUCUUAAGGAAAGCUAUACCUUUUUUUCAGUUUCACUAACGAAUUCACAUUUACACAGAAAUGCUAGAUGUAGUCACAUUUUUUUAUGCAUCUGGGAUCUGCUGUUGACCUCAAAUUAACAUUGUGAUUGUGUGUACAUCAAUUACUGCAAACAUGUACAAAGUUUUGUCUUGCAGAGAGGUGUCAUUUGAAGAAAGGGUUAUGGUGUGCUUGUAUUAAGUAGAAGAGAAGCUAAGAAAUAUUGAUGUAAAGAAUUGGAAGCAUUAGUUAACAAAAAACGGUUUACAGUGCAUCACUUGUAAUUAAAAACUCACCACAGUUUCUUCCAAGAGCAGAUGCAAAGCUUUGUCAGUAAACUCUUUUUUGCAAAUAAUUAUGGGCAUUAGCAAUUUGAUUUCUGCCAUUUUUUGCACAUUUGGAGUAGAUCAUUUCAUCUGAUUGAAAAAGGAACUCCACCCACAAGUAAAAGCUUUCUAAAUAUAGAGUUUUUGAGGUAUCUCUUCUGUGCUGGUGAAAGCAUUACCCAUUUGUCUCGGUAAAAUCUUAGUGCAAUUUCGUUAUUAUAUUGAAUAGAAAUUUAUUUCUGGCUUUAUGGAUGAAUGUUGUAAUGACCACUGUCUUCUGCAUAGCACUUCAUAAUUGUCACAUGCUUAGUUAAAUAUCCACAUCCACUUUUUCAAGAAGUGUGUCAAAAGUCGUUACAUUUAUCUGUUUAAUCAUUCUGCUUGCUUGCUUUGUUGAGUGAUAUGUAUUAGCAUUUUGUUCUACCCUUUAAAAUAUAUUUCUUCUUUUUUUUUUAAUUUCUACCUCAUACUGCCUCAUACUACCCUGAGAAAGGAAAAAUCAGAACCUGCAAAGAAAUAUAGUUUUGCUUAAAUUAAAUAUGACCUUCGGAUAAUUAUUUUAUAUUAAUGAUUUCGCCUUUUGCUAGUGAUGUUUCCUUGGUGUUUGGAUACAGUGAGUUGACAAAUUAGUCAUGUGUAAUCCCUUCCCUUGUGCAGUCCAAUUGUAUUUCAUCAAGAUCAUUUUCCAUUCAAAGCAGAGCCUAGAUGUGUCAGUGAUAGAAUAUGUACACAGGCUGUUUUGAAUAAAAUGCUCUUAAUGAGUCUCUGAAACCUCAUUCCUAUUUUUCAAUAAAGACUGCGAGUGUGCUAGCCUUUGAAAACUUUGACAAGACCAGCAGACGUCUUUUGCUGAAAUCUCUGCUAAUGAUGAGGGUUCCAUAUCUUUUUACCUACCAUUCAAAGAAAUGCAUUUGAAAGGCACAUCCUUCAGAAUUCAUGACCCAGUCCGAAUUGGACUGUAUUCAAAUGGCACCCUUGCAAGUAUUUACAUUGUUUUCCCUCUUGUGAUUCGCAAGAAAGGUGCAAGAGUUCAAUUUUUUGUAUUGAAAAGUUAUAGAAAACAGAAGAAACAAUAAUAAUAGUAACUGAUUGAUUACUUCAGUUUAUUUCAAAUUGAGGAUGCGGUAAAUUUGAUUGCCUUAAUACUGACGAGAAAGAAUAAAGAUGCUUAGUUCCAUUUAUUUAGCAGCUGCCUGUUACGUAUAGUGUGUUUCCUUUUCCUGAAAAAGGACUUUAAAACGUGAAAUUUAAAAAAGAGGGAAAGAAAAUGAAAAAAAUGUUGGAGUUACAUUCUUUGAAGUACUAAAGUGUACUCUUAAUUAACAAAAUUCUUUUAAUCACAUUGUUUUGUAUCUGCCGCCUUGUUUAUUGCUCCAGCCUUUGUAAUGUACAAGUAGGUGUACUUCUGUACAUAAAUUUGGAAGCAUCUUUAGACAUUGGAAAGCAAAUUGGAGAUGUUUAUUCUGAUGUAAGCAAAGACAAGUCUGUAUGCCCUUGUAAAUACUAAACUUUUUUUUUCAUUAAUUUCUGUAGACUUUAAGGUUUAACAGGUGGUCUUUUCUUUCUUAUGGGGAAGCAGUUGUCUUCUUUGUCUUAUAUCCAAUAAAAAUGACAUUUAUUUUGUUAAAUGCAUAGAUGUACACUAAUUUACUAACAACUUCUUGACAGGAUAGCUAAUUAUGUGAAACCCAAAGAUAAGUUACAAAAAACACUGUCUUGUUCAGAUAUGAACUGUAGGUAGCAGAAAUUUGCUGGGUACUAACUACUCAGAGCAAUUUACAGUUAUUCAAUAUGUUGGUAAGAAAAACUGUGCUAUGCAUGGAUGUCUCACAAAAGUACACUAAAUAAUUUCCUGUAAAAUAGCGAAAUUAGAGUUGGUUUCGAAGUUACUUUUAUUUCCAAUUAGGAAUAGUAUUUCAUCUGAAGUAGCAAGAGUUUAGCACGUUCAUUCAAAGGGGCAUUUGAUCAUGUCCUUCAUUGCAACAAGGACAACCGCCCAAUCAAUUUUGUCAUUGAUGACUCAAUAUUUACUCAUUCAAAUAGCUGUGUGAAUCCCCAGUAAAAUUGGACUCAACAUCAUACAUGUAACAACUUCAGUGUUGCACUCCAAGCGUAUAUUCUUAUUUGUAGUUUGCAAUUUAACCUGUUAUUGUGUUUAAUUAAACAGUGCGUAGUGUAUUACUAAACUCCAAGGUUAAGUCAGAAAGUGCAGAAUCCUGUGGGCUGUUUAACAAUUCUUGAUGUUUUGCUAUUACUGUAUACAAGCAACAUUGUAAAAAAAACCUCGAAGUCAUUAACUUUUUUGUGUUUGUGUAAUUUAAAGGAUCUCUUGCAAAGGACUGAAUACUAUCCUUCAUGUUACAAUCACAUCCAAUGUUGAUUACAUUAAAACUACAUUCAGACGUGCAGUAUGAAAUAGUGUACAGUUUUAAGUAUGCUGAGAAGGUA
Acanthaster planci (crown-of-thorns starfish) is the source of this 9545-nucleotide messenger RNA. RefSeq names its product lysine demethylase 5A (gene kdm5a). Gene Ontology annotation, molecular function: histone H3K4me/H3K4me2/H3K4me3 demethylase activity; DNA binding. Gene Ontology annotation, biological process: regulation of DNA-templated transcription; chromatin remodeling. Gene Ontology annotation, cellular component: nucleus; chromatin. Lineage: Eukaryota; Metazoa; Echinodermata; Asteroidea; Valvatida; Acanthasteridae. The record is from RefSeq and is a predicted model, not a curated record.